AUGUCGAUUAGGCUAGGCGCACUCUCAGACAUUACACAGGCUCGAUAUGUGAUUCAUCUUUCCGAUGGUAAGCGGCUAGUUCUUUUCCGCUUACCCUGCAUUGAGCCCUCCACCACACCAAAAGCCAACGAAACCUCAGAUGGAUGGUCAUAUUAUGCCAUGGAGGCAGAAUGCCCACAUGCGGGAGGCCCCAUGGCCGAAUCUCAGGUUGAUAUUGAAGAUUCUACUUACAUUGUGUCUUGUCCAUGGCAUGCAUAUGACUUCAACGUCGAGACCGGAGAGUCUAGUGUGGGCAUCAAAACGUGCACUUUUCCCAUUGAUAUCCAAGGCGAGGUUGUGACUUUGAGAUACAGUGUAAAGGAGAAUGGAGACGAAGAUGUGGGGUUGAGCAAAAUAGAACCCGUCAGCGAGAAGGUCAUGUUGAAGAAGAAGAAGCAACAGAGGCGCGAAAGGAAGAAGAAAACAAUGGAGCUUCCUUCGACUGCGACCACUACUUCCGCUGCGGCGUCUGAGCUCCUAGAAGAAGAAGAAGAAGAAGAAGAAGAAGGAGAUGAAGGAGGGGGAGAGGAUACCAAAUCUGUACCUCGCUAUCUAGACGAGCACGCCACAUUCUGCGAUUGGGCUGUUCACAUCCUGAACACAGCGGAUCCUGAACACAAAAUCGAACUAACUACCCACCUCUUCUCCCUCUUCACCAAAAACGAAGCUUCCACCUCUCCACUACCUCUGGGGCGAGGAGUUGUGGCACCCCCGGACCAACCACCCCGCCAAAAUAACCUGGCAGAGGUCAACCCCUGGGAAACUCCCAAACCAGGUCGUGGUGGGACGCUCAAAAGCCGUAUUGCUAUGCUACAUUCUCUGGCUAACAUCGAGCUUUGGGCAAUCGAUCUCGCCAUUGACAUAUGCGUGCGAUUCUCCACAUUUCGAACAAACUCAGAACCGCAAAAGGAACUCCCCCGUACUUUCUUCCAUGAUUUCCUCAAAGUCGCUGCGGACGAAGCUAAACACUUUUCCCUGCUGCGUGCGCGCUUGGAGCAAUUGGGCUCACGCUUCGGAGCUCUCCCUGUCCACCACGGCCUCUGGCUCUCCGCCACAGAGACUGCACACGAUAUUCGAGCACGAAUAAGUAUCAUCGCCCUCGUGCAUGAGGCGAGGGGUCUCGACGUGAAUCCCAUGACAAUCCAGAAAUUCCGCAAUGCGGGGGAUAUGGAGAGUGUGGCAACGCUAGAAAUCAUUCAUAACGAUGAGAUCACCCAUGUGACGACUGGGCAUAGGUGGUUAUGUUGGAUCUGUGAGCAAGAAGGGACGGAUGCAGUGCAAGUGUUCCGGGAGAAUGUUACGAGGCAUUUCAGGGGCCCGCUUCGGGGACCAUUUAAUGUGGAGGAUCGGAAGAGGGCCGGGAUGGAUAAAAAAUGGUAUGAGGAUGGGAUUAAUCAUGCUAAUAAUGACGUGAAAGUUACUUCAUAA
Molecule: messenger RNA, 1467 nt
Organism: Paracoccidioides brasiliensis Pb18
Exons: 1
Coding region: 1-1467 (488 amino acids)
Molecular function (GO): 2 iron, 2 sulfur cluster binding
Source: RefSeq, a predicted model, not a curated record